UUUCUAGGAAAUCGAGAGUAUGUUAUGUUGGUAUUGGCAACUGAUUACAAAUCAUAUGCACUGACAUAUGGCUGUCAAAACAUGGACAAUGACCGAAGAAGAAUCACAAGCUGGAAGUUUAGUCGCUAUAAUACCUUGACCACGGAUGCAAUCAAUGCAAUAAACAAAGUAAUUGAUGAAAUCGAAGUAUUGCACCAGCCUUACUACUAUUCAGUAGACCGCAGACCUGAGGCUUGUUUCUAUUUCCCAGAAGUCAACCCAAACUCUAACGUCAUUUUCCGUGGUCAGUGUGACCAGACUAUUGAAGCUGUUAAAGAUUUUGAUCUCAACAAGUAUAUGAAUUUAUGGUACGACGUCGAAUCUUAUCCAUCGGCAUUCCAAGACGGCACAUGCCCCAACGCACAUUACACUUUGACCGGCAACACUGUUUCUGUGCGCAAUAGUCACGUUGUUGACCAGACCUUAGUGACUAUCGAUGGAGUUGCUACACUAGCAUCUACAGAUGGAAGUGGAAAACUUAAAGUUACAUUCAAUGUACAAAAUACCGAAG
Molecule: messenger RNA, 550 nt
Organism: Spodoptera litura
Lineage: Eukaryota; Metazoa; Arthropoda; Insecta; Lepidoptera; Noctuidae
Biological process (GO): lipid metabolic process; response to reactive oxygen species
Cellular component (GO): cytoplasm
Source: RefSeq, a predicted model, not a curated record